UCGAUGCCUGAUGGGGAUUUGCAACGCGCCGGCCACGUUUCAGCGAGCGAUGAACGUGACGUUUCAGAAUUUUGUUAACAAGACUCGACUGACGCAGGGGAUGAUCAAUUUCUGCGGCAUUGUGUACAUGGACGACAUCCUGGUCUAUUCGGAACCCUACCACGGGCACGCGCAACACAUCGAGUGGACGCUAGGAGCCUUGAGGGACGUCGAAUUCAAGAUCGUGUUGGAGAAAAGCGAGUUCUUUCUCCCGGAGAUUUCGUUCCUGGGCUACGUGGUGACUCGGGGUGGUUUGCGGCUCGAUUCGCGAAAGGUCGAGGCGGUCCGAGACGCUCCGACUCCCACGUCGCUGAUGCAGGUUCGAGCCUUCCUCGGACUGGCUUCGUAUUAUCGACGAUUUAUCAAGGGAUUCGCCGCUACCUCACGACCGUUAACGAACCUGCUAUGGAAGGACCAGCCCCUCAGUUGGGACGCGGAGUGCGAUCGGGCCUUUGUCACUCUCAAAGAGGCCCUGGCCACAACACCUAUUUUGAUCCGGCCGGACCCAACGAAGCAGUUCAUCCUUAUUACGGACUGGCAGCCUGAGGCAAUCGCCGUUAUUCUGGCACAGAAAGGGAACGACGGAUUCCCGCUCAUCAAGCCGUUGCAGUGGGAAAUAUGGUGUGAGAAUUACUCCACCCUUUCUCUGUGCCUAGUCGGGAUCGAGCUAACAUGGACUCGAUAUAGUGAGCACCGCGCCGUGAGUGAGAACGUGGAGCUGCUUAUCAUCCAAGCUUGGAGGACAGAGGUGGAGGGAGACCUUCUCGGAUUCGUCUUCAGAACAGUAGACCCAGGACAUCGGCAAACGAUCAUGUGGGAGCUCUUGGUCCCCUUCACGCAGUUGCUCGACGAUCUUCCAACCGACAUCGUCUCGCAUUGCGAUGAGAAUCCGGCGCCGCACAUUCUUUCGCGGAGUUUAACGCCGUACUUGCAAUGGUCGGCCUGUCUCGAGGAUCGCGGGGGAGGCGGUAACUACCCAUCGCGCGCGGAGUAUCUGAAUCCCCGUGGGAUAAUCGAUGUUCUUUUCUUUCAACCCCGAACGGUGUCGGAAGAGGAAGCGGUAGAGGAAGAAGAGGAGGACGAGGAGGAAGAAACCCCUGAAGAGGAGGAAAGUUACAACGAGUAUAGCGAGCAAGAGCCGGGGGCGGUGAGCGAAGAAGAAGAAGAAGAAGAAGAAGAAGAAGAAGAAGAAGAAGAAGAAGAAGAAAAAGAAUCCGAGUGUGAAAGUUUGGAAGGAGAGGCCGACCAGGCGGAAGUCCAAGAAGAGGAUCCCGUGGCAGCCAUGCAAAGGAGGGAAGAGAUAGCAGCAGGAAAGCGGCCGUUGGAGCAUUCAAGCGACACAAAUUUGCCAAUCCUGGACAACCCGGCCAGAGAUCCCGAGCCGCCCGCGAUUGAAGAUGAGCUCCCUCCUGCAGAGACUUCGAGUGCGCCAGCGCUGAGGCGACAAAGCCAAUCCCCCUCCCCUUUCCCCCGUCCCUCAGUUCGAACACGUGGGGAUGCGGGGCAUCGGGCUACUUCCCCGGUUGUUAUCCCGUCGUCCCCUUGACUUUCUGACCCUCCGGCAGAUCGAUACCCCGCUCUCCUUCCCUCGUAACCCCUUCCCGACUUCCACCUUCCAUCACUUCUACGCCACUCGCCUCGCUGUCACGGUGUAUCCGCACCCCACCACGAGA
Molecule: messenger RNA, 1712 nt
Organism: Chara braunii
Lineage: Eukaryota; Viridiplantae; Streptophyta; Charophyceae; Charales; Characeae
Source: the annotation of a GenBank genome assembly